AUGGAUCGCGAACUCCCGCCGCAGAAGCAGCGACAGCAGCAGCGCAGUAGCAGCAGCCACAGAAGCACCUCUACCAGUCAUCCUGCAGGGACUUCUCGGAAUGCAAUGCCAGGUCCCUCACGAGUGUUCCGGAGCUUACAGCAGCGACCUCAUAGUCGUGCGACCGCUCCAGUAUCUACCGCAGUAAUGUCCAAGACGCCUUCCAUGCUGGUGCGUGGAGCAGCAGGAGGGGGAAAGGGACCCCCUCCUCCUCCUUUUAUGACCUCCUCAUCGUCGAAAAUCCUUUACGAACCUAACGUCCACCGUUUACGCGCUCGGUCGAGUGUUGCCAGACCUUUGGAACGAGACCAUCGCAUACAAGCGGAGAACUCCAGCCCCCGCGAGACGUCACCGUCUCCAACAUUAGACCGACGCAGUAGUUCAAGAAUUGGCUCGUUGAGUACGCCACGACGACUAUAUGAACCCGCUACAGUACAGCAGACCAAGAUUUGUCCGCCGUCUUCUUGUGUGAAGCUCAUUACUCCCCAGAUGCAGUUUGCAACGAACUUGUCGACGCAAUUAGGAACGUGCUUGGAACUGACAAACUUUACAGUGGUAGGUGUGCUCGGGUUCGAUGGAGUGGGCAAAUCCACAGUGCUGUCUCUUUUAGCUCGGGAUGAAAAGAUGCGGGAAAAUCAAUUUAAGACGCGAAGGUUAGAGUCGGUCGUCUCGCAUUGCCAUGAAACCAUGUAA
Messenger RNA from Peronospora matthiolae, 732 nucleotides. Lineage: Eukaryota; Oomycota; Peronosporomycetes; Peronosporales; Peronosporaceae. The record is from the annotation of a GenBank genome assembly.